Colletotrichum orchidophilum is the source of this 1548-nucleotide messenger RNA. Its product is annotated as major facilitator superfamily transporter. Gene Ontology annotation, cellular component: membrane. NCBI's taxonomy places the organism in Eukaryota, Fungi, Ascomycota, Sordariomycetes, Glomerellales, Glomerellaceae. Bases 1 to 1548 code for a protein of 515 amino acids. The transcript has 5 exons. Gene Ontology annotation, molecular function: transmembrane transporter activity. Gene Ontology annotation, biological process: transmembrane transport. The record is from RefSeq and is a predicted model, not a curated record.
AUGGCUGUUGACAGAGUCUCUUCGGAACGCUCCGAUGUCGAGCACGUCUCCCACGAAAAAGACUCUGUUGCUCAUGAAGAGUACCAACGCAAUGGUACUCUGAGCGCCGAGGAUGUUGCGUUUCUUGGCAACUUCCCAGAAGGCAAGAAGAAAAAGGCCGUUCGCAAGGUCGACUACCGUCUUAUGCCGAUGCUUAUCCUGCUCUACCUCAUGGCGUAUCUCGACAAGACCAACAUUGGUAACGCCAAGAUUGAAGGGUUGUUGGGCAGCCUCAACAUGACGGGCGUGCAGUACAACAUUGCUGUUUCCGUCUUUUUCAUCCCUUUCGUGCUGGCAGAGGUCCCGAGCAACAUGGUACUGCACUUAUUCAAAAGGCCGUCGCUCUACAUUGGCGGCAUCGUUACUUGCUGGGGCAUCGUCAUGACUUGCAAUGGUGUGGUGCAGAGCUAUGGUGGUCUGAUAGCUGUCAGAGUAUUCCUCGGCUUGUUUGAAGCAGGAUUCUUGCCGGGCGCUAUUCUGAUCAUCUCCAAGUGGUACCUUCCGGGUGAGACGCAGACGCGAAUAGCUCUUCUCUACACAUCCGCCGCAUCUGGUGGAGGCUUCUCUGGGCUGCUAGCCUUUGCUAUUGCCAAAAUGGACGGUGUUGGGGGAUACGAAGGCUGGAGAUGGAUAUUCAUUCUCGAAGGCCUCGCCACAUUGGUCAUCGGCGUCAUGUGCCUCUUCCUCCUUGCCGACUCUCCCUCUCUCUCGAACUGGCUUGAUGCCGACGAAAGGCGUUACCUCGAGCUACGACAAGAAGCCCGGAGGGUCCAUCGACCGAGCGAGUUCCGAGAAAAACACUUUGAUAAGCACGCUCUGAUUUCUGUUCUGACAGACUGGAAGAUUUAUCUCUUGAUCUUUGCAAGCUGGUCAAAUGCAGUGCCGAACUACGCCAUGAAGUUCACGAUGCCGCAGAUCAUCAAGAACAUGGGCUAUACCUCGGCCAACGCCCAACUUUUGACGAUGCCGCCGUACGCGGUCGGCGCCAUCUCAGCCUACGUUUUUUCAGUCUUUGCUGACAGGUACUCCUGGCGCAUGCCGUUCAUUGUGGGCCCCCAGCUUUGUCUCGUGGUUGCUUUCAGCAUUCUGUUCACCAAGAGUGCCGACAUCAAAGACAACAUUGCCUUGUGUUAUUUCGCUGUGUGUUUGGCUUGUUUCGGGAUGUAUCCAAUCCUGCCCGGAGUCAAUGCCUGGAAUGUGGCAAAUACACCAAGUCCGGAGAAACGAGCAAUCAGCAUUGGCUUUUUAGUCUGUAUCGGAAACAUUGGUGGUCUGAUUGGUAGCUAUAUUUACCUUGACAAAGAAGCGCCGACGUACCCUACUGGGUAUGGUACGUCUUUUGGGUUUGCCUCGGCUGGGAUCAUUGCUGCUAUCGCGCUGGAAAUUCUGUUGAAGAGGAGCAAUGACAAGAAAGCGCUUCAGACUGAGGAAGAAGUGAGAGAGAGAUAUACCGAGGAAGAGCUGAGCCGCAUGGGGGAGAAGAGCCCGUUGUUCAAGUAUGCCCUCUGA